AUGCUAUUUAAUCAUCGAUUCACAGGCAGUAAAGCUGUGGAUGUGCUCUACGAAUCGAAAAAAUACGGUCAUCAGGCGAAGGAUGCAAAAUUCCCGACACGUCUAGCAGCCGUGGCAUUCAUGAGAAGUUUGCUGGAGAAGGGACUCUUCUUUCGAGCGAGAAAAUUGGUUUCGAAGCGAAAAGAAGACAAAAAAGUCAGUGAAGUUCUGCAGAGAAUUUGUACAAAUGCUUAA
This is a messenger RNA of Anisakis simplex (herring worm), 234 nucleotides long. NCBI's taxonomy places the organism in Eukaryota, Metazoa, Nematoda, Chromadorea, Rhabditida, Anisakidae. The record is from the annotation of a GenBank genome assembly.